AUGAACCCGCGUCCAGGGAUGAGUAGUCCAACCGGGGGACGGAACUCUAUAGCUCACACGCCGGCACUGCCAACGACACGUGUAGCUCACAAAUCUCAUAUCAAGUCCUACGCGCGCAGACAGUAUCAUCACCCCACCGGCACUGCCAACGCCAUGUGUGAUGAUACUAAGCAAUAUACAUACUCUUCCCAUACACCGGCACUGCCAACGCCAUGUAUGAGACCAGCAAUCUCAUGGCCUUCCCACCCCACCGGCACUGCCAACGAUGUGUGUGGGAAGCCUAGUAACCAGGGAAUGGUACUCACCUAA
Messenger RNA from Prunus armeniaca (apricot), 309 nucleotides. Lineage: Eukaryota; Viridiplantae; Streptophyta; Magnoliopsida; Rosales; Rosaceae. The record is from the annotation of a GenBank genome assembly.